CAUGUUCUAUGUUAUCUCUAUAUAAAGUUAUCUGAUCUCAUUUUCCCUAACCAUGACAAAGCAAUAAGACAACAAAUGGAUUCCCUCCACUUUCCUUCAUUUGCAUCUGUCAGAGUUCUUCUGUUUGCUUUCUGGGUUACAACGUUGUUUCCCGAGUUUGUAGUGAGCAUAACAAGGCACUACACAUUUAAUAUCGAGUACCUGAAUGUCACUAGAUUGUGCCACACAAGGAACAUUCUGAGUGUGAAUGGGAAAUUCCCAGGACCUCCCUUAGUGGCAAGGGAAGGUGAUAGGGUUGAGGUCAAGGUGGUUAAUCACAUCUCAAACAAUGUAACCAUCCAUUGGCAUGGCAUUCGUCAGAUAACAAGUGGGUGGGCUGAUGGACCAGCAUAUGUGACACAGUGUCCUAUACAAACCAACCAGUCAUACACAUACAACUUCACCAUCGUAGGGCAGAGAGGGACUCUGCUUUGGCAUGCUCACAUAUCAUGGCUAAGAGCAACCAUUUAUGGACCCAUCAUCAUCCUCCCCAAGCAAAAUGAACCUUAUCCAUUCGAGAAACCAUAUAAAGAAAUCCCCAUUCUUUUUGGUAUGAUAUUAGUUGAGAGUGAGAAUGGAGGAAAACUAAUUUUGACCAUAUAAUCAAAAUCCAUAGCCAAGA
Molecule: messenger RNA, 661 nt
Organism: Cajanus cajan (pigeon pea)
Lineage: Eukaryota; Viridiplantae; Streptophyta; Magnoliopsida; Fabales; Fabaceae
Source: RefSeq, a predicted model, not a curated record